UAGGAAUGGCACACAUUAAUAAUAUACAGAAUAAACUCUUUAACGUCACUCCCUUCAACAAUCACGCCCAGUCCAGUCCCGAAAAAUAUUUUUGCCCGAUUUUACGUCCCCUCGUAAAAUCGGGCAUACUUCUCUUCUAUCAUUCCUACGCCUACAAAAUUCGGAGAUGAUGUAAUGGAGUCAUCAUCUCCAAAUCCCGUCACGAUCUCACAAGUGUUUGUGUGAGCGUGAGGGGAUGUUUUUGGUCUGGUUUUACGUCCCCCUCCUACUUCCCUUUUUACGCCGGCAGAAUUCGCUCCUCUGAGGGGGUGACGUAUUAGAGAGAUUC
Messenger RNA from Meloidogyne enterolobii, 328 nucleotides. NCBI's taxonomy places the organism in Eukaryota, Metazoa, Nematoda, Chromadorea, Rhabditida, Meloidogynidae. The record is from the annotation of a GenBank genome assembly.